This is a messenger RNA of Hemicordylus capensis (graceful crag lizard), 4502 nucleotides long. It is a transcript of the gene FOXM1, whose product is annotated as forkhead box M1. The coding region runs from base 323 to 2698 and encodes 791 amino acids. The transcript has 10 exons. The record is from RefSeq and is a predicted model, not a curated record. Gene Ontology annotation, molecular function: DNA-binding transcription factor activity; sequence-specific DNA binding. Gene Ontology annotation, biological process: regulation of DNA-templated transcription; G2/M transition of mitotic cell cycle. Lineage: Eukaryota; Metazoa; Chordata; Lepidosauria; Squamata; Cordylidae.
UUGGGUCCUGAGCAGCCAUGUGACGUUGGAUAGCACUGCCGGGCGCCAAAUUCAAACAACGGGGAGGAAGGAAGAGGAAACCGAUCAAAGGGAGGAUCGUGGCUGAUUCGGGGUCCAGAACAACCUUUCUCCCUCCCCACCCGCGGAGAGGGCGUGGCCCGUGGGGGGACCCCUCCCCUCCCCCCGAGCUCCACCGGGAACCGUGCAUCGCCGGGUCUUCGCCGCUGCAAGCAGCAGGAAGCGAUCUACAGCCAGAAGCCUGAAAUACUACACCAAGGUCCGUCCUUCUGUCCUCAAUGGAGAUCGACUGCACUGGUCAAGGAUGAAGAGCAGCCCUCACAGGCCCCUGAUUCUCAAGAGAAGGAAACUGUCUCUCCCAAAUAAUGAUGCAUCGAGCACCUUGGCACAAGAUGAACCAGGUGAACAGAGUAAUGGGUCCUCUAAUCAGGAACACUCAAGAACAGAUGAGCACAGCACAAACAGAGAGGACCCUGGAACCCAGGAAAUCCCUACAGGAAUUAAGAUAAUGAACCAUCCCACCAUGCCAAAUACACAGGUGGUGGCUGUCCCUGCCAACACAGACAUCAAAACUAUCCUCGAGGCUCUGACAGCCAAAGGAAAAGAGUCUGGGUGCAAUGGGCCUAACAAAUUCAUUCUCAUCAGUAGUGGGAGCGGCUCCCUCAACAUGGAAACAAGGGCAUUUAAGAAUCCGUUGAGAUCUGAAGAUGAGCAAAGUGUCACCAGUCAGAGGGCACAGGAAGAAGAAAAGGACAGUGGGCAAAACUCUGGGACAAGGGAAGAGUCAACUCCUUGGGCCUCCGAGUCACAAUUUCUAGAAGAACAAGAACAGGAAGGAAACAACAGUGGGGAAAGCUGUAGCCUGGGCAGCAGUCUGACUAACAUCCAGUGGUUGGGCACAAUGAGCUCCAGUGGACUGAACCCUUGCAAUGAGAAAAAAGAAACAGAGAAGGAGAACUUGACUCCCAAGCAGAAAACAAUCAAGGCUGAGGAAGGUUCCACAGCUUCUUCCUGUACUACCUCAUGGCAUGAGUCCUUUUCUGAACGUCCGCCCUACUCCUAUAUGGCUAUGAUCCAGUUUGCCAUCAACAGCACUGAGAAGAAGCGCAUGAUGCUGAAAGACAUCUACACCUGGAUUGAGGACCAUUUCCCUUAUUUCAAGCAUGUAGCCAAACCAGGCUGGAAGAAUUCCAUACGACACAAUCUUUCCCUUCAUGAUAUGUUUGUUCGGGAGACAUCUGCCAAUGGCAAAAUCUCCUUCUGGACUAUUCACCCUGAAGCUAACCGCUAUCUGACACUGGACCAGGUGUUCAAGCCAUUGGAUGCAGGGUCCUCGGCAUCACUCGAGCACUUGGAAUCACAGCAAAAACGGCACACUCCAGAUCUGCAGAAGAAUCUGGGAGGCACUAGUGGCAGCAAAACUGAGCCACAGCCUGCACGCAGAAAAAUGAAGCCCUUGCUCCCACGUGUCAAUUCCUAUUUGGUUCCAAUCCAGUUCCCCAUGAGCCAGUCCCUCAUCCUUCAGCCUUCCUCAAAGAUGCCUCUGCCUGUAGCCCAGGGUGCCUCUGAGACCGUGCAGAGCAGCAAGCCAGUGCACAUUGCUCCGAAGGUAUUGCCACCCAGUGAAGAGCCAGCCCUGUUCCCUGCUGCAAUCCCCAUAAAGGAAGAGACUUAUCAUAGUGAAGAGUCAUCUCCAUUUGCCCCCCACCAAUCCACAAAGGAGAAUGCCUGUCAGAUCGGCAGAGAAUCAUUCCCUGCAGCCCUGCAUAUAAAAGAGGAGAAUGACAGCUUCCAUGCCAGUGAAUGGGUCUCCUCCUCAUUUCUCCCAGCAGUGCCUAUAAAGGAGGAGCUGCCACAGCCUGGUGAAGAAUCAGACUUAUUCCUCCCAGCAUCGCCUGCAAAGCAAAAGAGACAGUUUACAGCUCUCAAGUCACCAUCCUGGAGCAUGUUGGACAUGCUGGUUAUAAAGAGGCGAGAACGGCAUGAAACAGGCAGAUCCAGAAGGAAGCAGCACUUAGCCCUGCCUUGUUCAGAAGAGCCGGUCCUGGUCCUUUCACCCAGCAGUGGUUCCAAUUCAUUCACGCUGGGACAGGACAUUUCCUUUGGGCAGGAGACUACUCUGGGUGAAGAGUCUCACCUUAGCUGCUCUCAGGGGGACAGUGGCCCUUUUAAAACCCCAAUUAAAGAGAUGUUAUGCAAGUUGCCAAUUUCCUCUACCCCAAGCAAAAUACCAUCAAACACCACACAAUCCCUGUCAGCCAUGGAUUCCUGGAGACUGGCACCCGUUGUCAAGGAAACUACCAACCUCGAUUUCAGCCCCGCGAGGACCCCUCCAAUACCAUUACUGUCCCUCCAGGAGAAAUUAGAUCUGCUGGAAUUUAGCAGCUCUCCCCUGAGACAAUCCCUGUUUGAUUCCCCGCAGCCACCACUUCUAAAUACAGAAACUAACGAUAUGGUCUCUGGGCCUCUGACAAGCUCUCCUGUAUCUAGCAAGCAGUCCUCCCCAGAACUUCAGGCUUCUCUCUUCCCCGAAAACCAUUCGCUCCUGGAAGGUCUUGUCCUGGAUACCAUGAAUGACAGUUUGAGCAAAAUCUUGCUAGAUGUUAGUUUCCCUGGCCUGGAGGAUGACAACCUGGGAACUGAUCUCAGCUGGUCACAGUUCAUUCCUGAGCUGAAAUGACCAAAGGUGGCUAAUUGAGUCUGAAAAUGGCUGAGAGUAAAUAGACAAGGGAUACUGGCUGUGUUUCAUUCUACUAAGCAGUGAUACACACUAGAAGGACCCUGUCAAAUGGCUGGCCAUAGUAUGGUCCACAGGCUGCUUGAAGUUCCACUGGAUAUUGCUCUUGGUUAUACAGAGGGCCAAUACACUGGUAUGAACAAUCAGGAAAACUUGAGUCAAUUCCUUCCGAAAUGUCAUUGGGAAAAUUGCCAUCUCCUUUCCAUGGUUUUCCAGUCCACUACAGCAUCUUGUUUGUAGAUUUUGGUCUUUGUAAAUAGCUGUACAUUUUUAAAUGCCUUUAAAAUAUAAAGAGGGUGAUCGAAUACAAAGGAGGCCUGGCUCUUGUACCUUUGAUAGUUGCAGAGAGAGGUUCAGCUUGUUCUGGUAAGUGUUACUUCUGGUGCAAGUUUCCUCAGUUACUCAAGUAUUAAAAGUACAAGAGCUCUGACAUCUUAGUUGGCUUCCAGUCAUUUUAUUUUAGGGGGAGCUAAUGGUGAGGGGUUUUGUUUGUAGUUUUCCCAGUUUGCUCCCGCCCCCCCCCCAAAUGCACUGAUAUGCAUAGUUCAGAAUUAGGGUUGACACUUUUUUACUCACACCUUGCUCUUGUGCCUUUGACAGGAGCCUAACAUGAAGACAUUUAGCAACUGAAAUUUCCCCCAUCAUUGGACAGGUUCACACAUAACAUAGCAAGUACGGCUGUUGUGAACCAUCCCCAUGAGCACACUCCUAGCAUGGGCCGCUAUUCCAAUGCCAGUCAUGUCUAGACUUGGAAAUGUCAGUUUAUCCUGCAGCACUUGCUUCUAGCAACCCAGCAUCUGCAACACAACAUUAAAGUUGGUUAAUUGCCAUGCUAUGUGUGAACCUGUCCACCAUUUGUCCUUAAGCUGCUUAAUUAUUCAGAUCAGCCUCCUGUUAAAGGCAUAGGAGCAGAGCCAAAAUAACUGAUAGUAAAGUUGCCCAAAAUUCAUAUAUUAGCAGCCUGAAGUGUCUCAUCUACUAACAGGAGAGGCAUUUAAUGGCCUUUCAUCUAACUAAGGCCUAGAUGGGAUUUGCCUGUUCUCGGAGCUCUUGCCUUCACAAUCUACGUAUGUUGAUGUUUCAUCCCCUGAAACCCCUGGCACUUAAAUGUCCAGCACAACAGUGGAUCAGUUCAGAUACCCCCAAACCCUCUCAAUGGAGUGUUGCCAGGGAGAAAGCCAUGUGAUAAAAGUAACAUCUGACCAAAUGCAGACAUGCUGACAAGUACUACUACCAUGAAAGCAUGAAUGUGAGGUUAGCAAAAUGAGCUAUUGCACUCUCAAAUUUCCACCAAGAAGCAGCACCUGUCAACAUGGUUAAGUCGGGUCAGAUGCUACUUCCUGCUACUGGGACACAUCAUUGGGGUUUUCAGAGUAUCCAAAUGAGCCACUUAGUUAACAGAUUUUAGCACUUCAAGUAAUUUUCAUAGUACCCAGGAAUUAGAGCAGUGAAGCAGGGAGCUUGAAAAACGGUUCCUCAAUAUUUAAAGGUAUAAGAGUGAUCUAUGCGGAGGAUCUGACACGUUUCUUCAUCAUUUAAGUAUGUGCUAGUACAAGUUGUUCUCCUUGGUAUCAUAUGUUUAAAAAGGAGGGGAACUGUGUGAAGGGUACUUUUGUCUUAAGAACUGCCUAGAACUGGUCUGGUCUUAAAGGGUGGGGCGGGGGGGGAGCAACAUAGAGGUAGUUCAGUCACACUCUUCUGUCUGUGUGUUUCUUGUGACAACCUAUGCAAUAAAGCCAGAGUAGAA